Molecule: messenger RNA, 1969 nt
Organism: Pseudomyrmex gracilis
Lineage: Eukaryota; Metazoa; Arthropoda; Insecta; Hymenoptera; Formicidae
Gene: eIF2alpha
Product: eukaryotic translation initiation factor 2 subunit 1
Exons: 6
Coding region: 183-1223 (346 amino acids)
Cellular component (GO): eukaryotic translation initiation factor 2B complex; eukaryotic 48S preinitiation complex; eukaryotic translation initiation factor 2 complex
Molecular function (GO): translation initiation factor activity; ribosome binding; RNA binding
Source: RefSeq, a predicted model, not a curated record
GUCACGAACAGGUUAGAUCAAGCUCGUGUUCUCUCAGUUCUUGUUGUUUUCUUCGAGAAUUGAAGCGCGAGGUUGAGUAUGGAUUGCUGACUAAUCUCGCGUAAUUUUUUGCAGCUUUAAACCCCCGCUUGUGUAAUUGAAGAAAGAAUUUACUGUCGUGCGCGUCCACUUAUUUAGCAAAAAUGGUACUGUCCUGUCGAUUUUACAAGGAGAAAUAUCCAGAAGUGGAGGAUGUGGUGAUGGUGAAUGUGCGUAGUAUAGCCGAAAUGGGCGCGUAUGUGCAUCUAUUGGAAUAUAACAAUAUCGAGGGUAUGAUAUUGCUUUCCGAACUGUCCAGGAGACGUAUUAGGUCUAUUAAUAAACUUAUACGAGUAGGCAAAACUGAACCUGUUGUCGUUAUUCGAGUGGAUAAGGAGAAAGGUUACAUUGACUUGAGCAAGCGACGUGUGUCCGCUGAGGAUGUGGAAAAGUGCACGGAGAGAUAUGCCAAGGCGAAAGCUGUGAAUUCAAUUCUAAGACACGUAGCGGAAUUGCUACACUACGACAGCGACGAUCAGCUGGAGGAACUCUAUCAAAAGACAGCCUGGCACUUUGAAGAAAAAUACAAGAAACAAAAAGCGUCUGCUUACGACUUCUUCAAACAAUCAGUAUUGGAUCCUUCCAUUUUAGCAGAAUGUGGCCUCGACGAGCACACGAAGGAGGUGUUGUUAAACAAUAUUAAGAGGAAACUGACGUCGCAAGCGGUCAAAAUCCGAGCGGAUGUUGAAGUGGCGUGUUACGGGUACGAAGGUAUCGACGCCGUGAAGACUGCACUGAAGGCCGGUCUAGCUCUCUCUACCGACGAACUUCCUAUAAAAAUUAACCUAAUUGCUCCUCCUUUAUACGUAAUGACAACAUCCACACCGGAAAAACAGGAUGGGCUGAAAGCACUGAACGAUGCGAUCGAAGUUAUUAAAAACAAAAUAACUUCGCUAGGAGGUGUAUUCAAUGUUCAAAUGGCGCCGAAGGUUGUCACCGCAACGGACGAGGCCGAACUGGCGCGACAGAUGGAACGUGCCGAACUCGAAAACGCGGAAGUCGCUGGUGACGACGACGAGGAAGAGGUCGAGGGAAUGGAGGGCGACUUCAGCGGCGGCGAAGGUACGGAUCACAAAAGCGGAAUUGAACGGAAUAACAAGACCGUCGAGCACAACGGCAAGGACGAUUCCGAAGAAGAAAACUGAAUAUGAUCUAAUUUUUCUGCGAUUAAAAACAAAAUAAAAUGCAACAUCGACAAAUUGUCAAGUACUGGUUUUCAAUUACAUAUUAUGUAGAGAGAGAUUUUUAAGACGAACGUUCUACUGCCUCCUGAAUAUCUCAAGGUGCAAUGCUUCAGCAAAAAUCAAUUUAAAAACAAAAAGGAAGUAAAAUUUGUCUAUUAUAAUUUAUAAAGAUAAGAUUUUCUAUCGAUUUGAUGUAAAAUAAAAAUCGUCCGAAAACAGGCAUUUUUACUUCUGACACAAAGUAACCAUUGAUCUUGGUUAAAAGUCGCUCGGCAUUAAUCACUCAAUAGUAUUGUAAGUGCAUAAUAUUUUGAAGUAUAAAUAUAUGUAUGAUAUAUAUACAUAUAUCAUAUAUACUUAUAAGUAUAUAUACGUAUACUUAUAUAUACCGGCCCACUGGUUUCGCUGCCUGAGUCUAAGUGCUAAUCCGAGUAGAUCCCGAGUUCGAAUCCUCCGCUCAUCACCUGAGGAUUUUUCCAGGCCAUAAAUUUAGUCACGUGUUGCUUUUCCUUUUCUCCCUGUCACGUGACCUUACUUUGUAAGGUGUUUUUAAAGACACGUGACUGAAGUAACGUCACGUGAUAGGAAAGAGAGAAAAAACAACACGUCUUUACUUAACAAUAGACUGUACGUAACAAUAAGUGAUGAAAAACUUGUAUAACACUUAUCUUAAUUACAUACCGAAAUAAUUAAAUUUCUCAAUCACU